Molecule: messenger RNA, 1823 nt
Organism: Zea mays
Lineage: Eukaryota; Viridiplantae; Streptophyta; Magnoliopsida; Poales; Poaceae
Exons: 7
Coding region: 133-1518 (461 amino acids)
Biological process (GO): fatty acid biosynthetic process
Cellular component (GO): mitochondrion
Molecular function (GO): 3-oxoacyl-[acyl-carrier-protein] synthase activity
Source: RefSeq, marked provisional
CUCGCAGCCAGCAGGACACCACUCAUCUUCUUCUCCCCCGCCUCGUUUCCAUCGCCACCACCCUCUUCUCCUGCGGUCCUCCCCCGUCCCACUCCCACCCCCCUCGCCUCCGCCUCCACUGCAGCUGCCGCCAUGCAGAGCCUCCUCCUGCCCACCGCUGCCGUGGCCCCGGUGGCGCCUCCGUGCGGAAGGCGGAAUCUCCCGGGACGCCUCUCCGUCCGCGCCUCCGCGACGGUGGUAGCGGCACCGCGGCGGGAGACGGAUCCCAAGAAGCGGGUGGUGAUCACGGGGAUGGGGCUGGUCUCCGUUUUCGGGAACGAUGUAGACGCUUACUACGACCGCCUGCUAGUCGGGGAGAGCGGCAUCGGGCCCAUCGACCGCUUCGACGCUUCUAAGUUCCCCACCCGCUUUGCCGGUCAGAUCCGGGGCUUCUCCUCCGAGGGAUACAUCGACGGAAAGAACGACCGCCGCCUUGAUGAUUGCCUCCGAUACUGCAUCGUCAGUGGCAAGAAGGCUCUCGAGGCCUCCGGUAUCGCCCACGGCUCCAAGCCCAUGGAAAAGAUUGACAAGACCCGGGCCGGUGUGCUUGUGGGCACUGGUAUGGGUGGCCUCACGGUGUUUUCGGAUGGUGUCCAGAAUCUCAUUGAGAAGGGAUACAGAAAGAUAACUCCUUUCUUCAUCCCAUAUGCUAUCACAAACAUGGGUUCUGCCCUGCUUGGAAUGGACAUUGGUUUCAUGGGUCCAAAUUACUCCAUCUCAACUGCCUGUGCUACCUCGAACUACUGUUUCUAUGCUGCAGCAAACCAUAUCCGUAGAGGCGAAGCUGAUAUAAUGAUAGCUGGUGGCACUGAAGCUGCAAUUAUUCCAAUUGGUGUUGGUGGCUUUGUUGCAUGUAGAGCACUGUCACAGAGGAAUGAUGACCCUAAAACAGCAUCCAGGCCUUGGGACAAGGAUCGUGAUGGUUUUGUCAUGGGUGAAGGAGCUGGAGUCCUGGUCAUGGAGAGCCUAGAGCAUGCAAUGAAACGUGAUGCACCAAUAAUUGCGGAGUAUUUAGGAGGUGCUGUGAACUGUGAUGCUUACCAUAUGACUGAUCCGAGAUCUGAUGGUCUUGGUGUUUCAUCUUGCAUCAAGCAAAGCCUUAAAGAUGCUGGUGUGGCGCCUGAGGAGGUCAACUAUAUUAAUGCUCAUGCAACAUCAACCCUUGCUGGUGAUCUGGCAGAGGUGAAUGCCAUCAAGCAAGUCUUCAAGGACCCAUCUGGGAUUAAAAUAAAUGCAACCAAGUCCAUGAUAGGACAUUGCCUUGGCGCAGCAGGCGGUUUGGAAGCCAUUGCUACUAUUAAAGCGAUAACUACUGGAUGGGUGCAUCCAAGCAUAAACCAAUUUAACCCAGAGGAAGCAGUUGAAUUUGACACUGUACCUAAUGUAAAAAAGCAGCAUGAAGUGAAUGUUGGUAUCUCAAAUUCCUUUGGAUUUGGAGGUCACAAUUCUGUCGUAGUAUUUGCACCAUUUAAGCCAUAAGGUGUUCCUUGCCUCACAAAUCUUGGUCAGAACAGUGAGAUCUGAUUUCUGCGUUCAAUUUUCAUGUGUUCUCUUCGGGGGGGAAGUAAUGUCAGAUUUGAACCAGCAACGUUAAAAAUGAACUAAAGAUGAGAUACAUUGCGUUUUAGAUGACUCCAUGUUCACUUAGAUUGAGCGCGGCUGUACAACAUUCCUUUGAACCAUUUGUAAUUGAUUGUACUGUUUUUCAUGUAAUGGAAGAGGAGUCUUGUAGAUGCACAUCUGGACCUUCUAGUUAAAUAGCAUACAAAUGAAUUUGGAAGGCA